This is a messenger RNA of Prunus armeniaca (apricot), 180 nucleotides long. Lineage: Eukaryota; Viridiplantae; Streptophyta; Magnoliopsida; Rosales; Rosaceae. The record is from the annotation of a GenBank genome assembly.
AUGGCUAACCUAACCACCUUGACUAUGACAUCUACAAGUGACACGAUCUGGCUUUGCCAUCACAAAUUGGAGCAGAUUGAAGGGCUUAUGGGGGAGGUUUUCAGAAGUUGCAUGAGAGGUAAUGAAGAGCAAGGAUGCUUGAUCACAUUCCGCUCCAAGGAGUCACAAAUUUCCUUCUGA